AUUAGCUUACAAUGAGAACCAUCAACUCUAACCAGUCGGUGAUCAUCCCGAAGGGUGUAUCCCUGAAAGUGCAUGCCCGUGUUGUGACGGUGAAAGGGCCGCGCGGGCAGCUCAUCAAGAACUUCCGCCAUCUGCCCAUCGAUGUCUACAAGGUGCACCGCAAGAAGGUGACGGUGGAAAAGUGGUUCGGUUCCAAGAAAGAGCUGGCCGCUGUCCGCACCGUUUGCUCGCAUAUCGAGAACAUGAUCAAGGGUGUCACCAAGGGAUUCCAGUACAAGAUGCGUGCUGUACAUGCUCACUUCCCGAUCAAUUGUGUGAUCAGUGAGAACAACUCGUUGGUGGAAAUCCGUAACUUCCUGGGCGAGAAGCACAUCCGUCGCGUGAAGAUGCAGUCCGGCGUGACCGUGGUGAACUCCGCCAAGCAGAAGGACGAGCUGAUCCUGGAAGGCAAUGAUAUCGAAGCGGUUUCGCUGUCGGCCGCCCUCAUUCAGCAGUCGACCACCGUCCACAACAAGGAUAUCCGUAAGUUCUUGGACGGUCUGUACGUUUCCGAGAAGACCACCGUGGUACAGGACGAGGAAUAAUUUGUAACAUUGUUGUAAGCAUACGGAAUGAAGCAGAAAACAAAGCGCGUGGUGUGAACGAUGGA
This is a messenger RNA of Anopheles marshallii, 649 nucleotides long. It is a transcript of the gene RpL9, whose product is annotated as 60S ribosomal protein L9. The transcript is spliced from 2 exons. Gene Ontology annotation, molecular function: structural constituent of ribosome; rRNA binding. Gene Ontology annotation, cellular component: ribosome; cytosolic large ribosomal subunit. The record is from RefSeq and is a predicted model, not a curated record. NCBI's taxonomy places the organism in Eukaryota, Metazoa, Arthropoda, Insecta, Diptera, Culicidae. Gene Ontology annotation, biological process: cytoplasmic translation. Bases 12 to 584 code for a protein of 190 amino acids.